AUGGUUAGGGAUUCUGAAGGGAAAACUGUUCUGGAUUUUGUUUCCACCAUAGACUCGGUGGAUAAGGUAGAAAACCUUAGAUCCAAGUAUGAUUUCCCUUCCGCCUUAGAGGCGAGAGCUCCAUUAGGGAACGAGAGGACCAACUCUUCUCCAAGGGGAAGAAUUACCGUGGAGGUGAUACAGUCGUCGUUGAGGGAGCAACCAGAAUUCCCCUCGAAAUCUCUGAUGAAUAAGAUCAAGAAGAAGAAGAAAAGGAUUGUGAAGGUGGGUGAUAGGGCAAAAUCCAAGAAUACCAAGGCGGAUGUGCCCCUGAAGGAAACCGCUCAGCCAAGCGUCGAGACAGUGCCCGUUGCCACUGAGUCCGUGCAGAAAACCAUGCCGGAGACGGGGCCAAGCAUGGUCCCUCCUGUGGUAGAGAAAGGAAAGGGCCCUCUCGAGGGAGAAGCCAUAGUUUUGCCUCCCCAACUGUUCGAGAGAGGCCCGUCUGUGGCAGUUCACACCUUCAGCAACCCACCUUCAAUCGAGUAUCCUAUUCUCGAGGAAUUCGCUGCCCAAUUGAAUGAAGCUGACAGCUUGCGGCUGCUGAGGAAACUUCGAGAGGACCUGGCUGUAGCAAGGGCAGAAAGGGACGAGGCGUUGUUCGAGGUGGUUACCCUCGAGGAGAAGGUUUGCCAAGUUCAGGCCAAGGAAGCAGAGAUUGUCGAGAUGCAGGCUAAAUAUAAUGAGCUCGACGAGAAGAUGAAGUCGUUUGCCAGUCUGCAUAUUUCCAAGGAGGAGCUUUACCAGUGGUGUACCGCCUUUAUGUAUAAGAUGAUGUCCAGAGGCGGAAUGGCGGCAGCCCUCGAGGAGAUGAACUUGGUUGCCACCAAGUGUGGUGUGCACCGAGUGGGCGUGGCAGCGUUGAGGAGGCUCGACCAGGAUAGGCCAAUUAAGGUCAAAUGGUUCAAGAAACUCUUGAUAAAGGACCCAAAGAAAACCAUGCAUGAGGCCAUGGUGAACGUCUUGACAAGGUUGAGCCUCGAGCAGCUCCCUCUGUGGGGAGCUUUGACCGGUGCCAUGUCCAAGAUGAGUUCCCCUGCGGAGAUUGCCUCGUUUCCGGGCGACGUCCCUGCUGUCCUGGCCAAGGGUCCGAGUGAGGAAGACCCCAUCUCCGAGGUUUCCGACGAGUAUAUGGGCAUCGAGCUCGAGGAUGCUGAUGAGGAAACCGAGGAGGAUGUUGCUGAUACUGGUCACUCCAGAGUUCAGAGAACCGUUGAGGAUGCCUCUCAGGCCCCUUCCAAGAACCCUUCCAAUGAUCCUUCCAAUGAUCCUCUCCCAGGCAGUGAUGUUGAAAGUUGGACCGUUCACCGCGUGCACCACAUGGUGUUGUCAGAGGAGCAGACGAGGGAGUUCCCGUUAUAUUCCAUGAUAAGCGGGAUUCUGAGAAGUCGUGCUGACGUGCACAGCCUCGAGAUGGUGGCGCAUUUGGAGAAUGACCUACUCGAUGCCAUGAGGACGCACAACGUGAAGGUUAACCAGCAUCUGAUAGAUGAGAUCAAAGGACUCCGCGAGGAGAUGCAGCGUCGAGAGGUUCAAAGCCUGAGAGACCACAGUGAUUCUUUGACUUUCGAGGCCGAGAUCCAUGACGAGCUGGUGACCAUGGAGAAGGAAAAUGCUCGGCUUAGGGCAAGACAGCAAAUUACUGUGUCUCCCUGGUUUCUCGAGAAGCAUCAGGUGUUAGCCUGA
Oldenlandia corymbosa var. corymbosa is the source of this 1725-nucleotide messenger RNA. NCBI's taxonomy places the organism in Eukaryota, Viridiplantae, Streptophyta, Magnoliopsida, Gentianales, Rubiaceae. The record is from the annotation of a GenBank genome assembly.